Clupea harengus (Atlantic herring) is the source of this 1563-nucleotide messenger RNA. RefSeq names its product chymotrypsin-like elastase family member 2A. Gene Ontology annotation, biological process: proteolysis. Lineage: Eukaryota; Metazoa; Chordata; Actinopteri; Clupeiformes; Clupeidae. Gene Ontology annotation, molecular function: serine-type endopeptidase activity. The record is from RefSeq and is a predicted model, not a curated record.
UUAAGCAUAUAUGUAUAUAUAUUGCUAAGAUAUCUGCUGGCUUUAGGGACCAAACUUGUCAGACCAAUACCACAUGAAUGUUCCACAGUGACAGGUAAUUCAGUACAAGAGCGCUGGCACAGCUAGUUCUUGCACUAGGUGUGCUGUACAGAGAGAGGGUAUCCUGUCAUUCUAUUCUGAGCCGUCGCACCUGUGACUUUCCCAGCAUUCUUGCUUCACCUGCUCUGCACAUGAAGCACGUGUAUGCAACUCUCCAUAUGAGAUAUGUGUGUAUGGGAAUGCCUUAGUAGAUCACCCUAUCAAAACACAAAGCCUGUCAAAGGAGGUAGGACAGAAAUACAUAAGGGUGAUUCUUAAAUGGUGAGAAAUAUAUUGCCAAGAAUGAAAAGAUAGCAUAGUGUUAUAUAAAGUAAACCUAUAUCAUGUCUCAGUCCAGUUUGUUUAAAAUGUCACAGAUGAUGAUAAUUAACACAACUCAUGAAUCAUGGCUUUUGUGGCAUGUUAAAAAAAAAAAAAAAAACUGGGUGCUCAUACACUGAAUUGUAAGCUGUUGGUUAAGCUGUAUUCGCUAUACCAUUAGAAAGCUGACUGUGAAAGGAAAUCAGGACCCCUUGAACAGAUGCUCUUCGAACAGAAUCAUCAGCUCUUUUUCUAGACCAAUUGGCUGAAGCACUGUUAUCACUGCAGGAUAAGAGGAAGAUGUACAGUACAAAAAGGCCAUGCUUCACUUGAGCUUUCACCAUCGGCAACAUGACUCCUCUGAUUCUGGCGUUCGCUCUCUUCGCAAGUGCCUAUGGCUGCGGCCGGCCGGCCAUUGAGCCUGAGAUGACCCGCGUGGUCAACGGUGAGGACGCUCGACCCAACAGCUGGCCCUGGCAGAUCUCUCUGCAGUAUGAGCGUAACGGCUACAGACACACCUGUGGAGGAUCCCUCGUCGCCUCCAACUGGGUGAUGACUGCUGCUCAUUGCAUCGAUGAGAGUCUGACGUACCAAGUGGUGGUUGGCAAGCACAACCUGCAGCAGGCCGAGGACAGCGCUAAGGCCAUCCGGCCCGUCAAGAUCAUCGUGCACAGGCACUACAACCCCGUGCUCCUCUCCAUCGGCAAUGAUAUUGCCAUGAUCAAGCUGUCUGAGCACGUGCAGAUGAGUGAUGAGGUGCAGCUGGCCUGUCUCCCUGCUCCUGGUACCCUCCUGCCCCACAACUACCCCUGCUACAUCACCGGCUGGGGCGUACUCUCCACUGGAGGCCCCAGCUCUGACACCCUGCAGCAGGCCCUGAUGCCCGUGGUGGAGUACGACGUGUGCAAGCAGAACGACUGGUGGGGUGUGUCCAUCAGGAGGUCCAUGGUCUGUGCCGGGGGAGACGGCGUGGUGGGCGGCUGCAAUGGAGACUCUGGUGGCCCUCUGAACUGCAAGAACUCUGACGGAGUGUGGGAGGUGCAUGGCAUCGCCAGCUUUGUCUCUGGCAGAGGCUGCAACUACAUCAGGAAGCCCACCGUCUUCACCCGUGUCUCUGACUUCAAUGAAUGGGUUGACGAGGUACUGUUGAUUAAUACUGAUUAA